AUGGCAAAGAAACUGAUGAUAGCACUCGCAUUCACUCUUAUAAUUCUCUUCGCUGUGCUCACUGCAAUAAUAGGUGUUCAUUUCCGAACGUCAAGAAACAAGUUAGGCAUCGCAACGCCGGAACAAAAGCUCGCAUCUGGUCGCCUUACGCUUAAGAAAGUUGGUCCUAACCAAGUGGUCGUUGAUAACGGUAUCAUCCAAGUUACUUUCUCAAGUCCACAAGGCUUGAUAACUGGAAUCAAGUACAAGGGCUUUGACAAUGUGUUGAACAACAAAAUUGAAAAUCGCGGUUUAGAAGGAGUAAAUUUCAAAGUUAUAAAUCAAACAAGUGAGCAUGUUGAAAUUUCAUUUUCACGUACUUGGGAGAUUUCUCAACGUGGCUCACUGGUCCCCUUAAAUGUAGACAAACGAUAUAUCAUUCGAAGAGGGGUAUCUGGAAUAUACAUAUACGCUGUGUUAGAGAAGUUAAAAGGUUGGCCAACUGUGGACAUAGACCAAACCAGGAUCGUCUUCAAGCUUAACCCAAAAUUUGAUUUUAUGGCUAUAUCUGAUCUACGGCAGAAAAUUAUGCCUUCUGAAAUUGAUCGAGAUAUUACUAUUAGGCGUGCUGAUCCAUUAGCUUAUAAAGAAGCUGUUCGUUUGAUAAAUCCUCAAAAUCGUAUAUUUAAAGGGCAGGUCGACGAUAAGUACAUGUACUCAAUGGAAAACAAAGACAACAAAGUACAUGGCUGGAUCUCGUCGGACCAAGGUGUCGGCUUCUGGAUGAUAACUCCCAGCGAGGAGUUCCGUGUCUGUGGGCCCGUCAAACAAGAACUAACUUCUCAUGUUGGACCCAUCACACUCUCCAUGUUUACAAGUUUACAUUACGUGGGGAAAGAUAUGAAUACAACUUAUACAAGCAUGGAGCCGUGGAAGAAGGUGUAUGGUCCUGUCUUUGUAUAUCUCAACUCUGCCUCUUCUCCUAAUCGUCUCUGGACCGAUGCUAAACGACAGAUGGUUGCGGAGGUCCAGAGUUGGCCAUAUGAUUUCGUGAAGUCAGAAGAUUACCCUCUUCAUCACCAAAGAGGAACAGUCAAAGGUCAAUUCUUUGUAAUGGACAGAUACAUAAGCAACUCAAAGUUAUUUGGGAAAUUUGCUUUUGUGGGUUUAGCAAUGCCCGGUAAAGCUGGUUCAUGGCAAACCGAAAACAAGGGAUAUCAAUUUUGGACAAGAGCAGACAGAAUGGGGAUGUUCACAAUAACGAAUGUGAGACCAGGGAAUUAUAGUCUCUAUGCAUGGGUUUCUGGGCAUAUUGGUGACUAUAAAUAUGAGCAUGACAUUACCAUCACACCAGGCAGGGAGAUAGACGUAGGAGGCAUAGUGUAUGAGCCGCCCAGAACCGGUUCUACACUGUGGGAAAUCGGAAAACCAGACCGGACUGCGGCAGAAUUCUAUAUACCGAACCCGGAUCCAACCCUAUUGACCAAACUUCAUCUUAAUAACUCUUAUGAUCCUGAUCAAGACCGAUUUAGACAAUAUGGUCUAUGGGAUCGUUACACUGCUUUGUAUCCUCGAAAUGAUCUUAUUUAUAUUGUUGGAGUGAGUGACUAUAAAAAAGACUGGUUCUAUGCACAUGUGACCAGGAAUGCUGGGAAUGGAACAUAUCAAGCAACGACAUGGCAAAUUGUGUUUGAUUUAAAAGCAGUGACUAAAACUGGAAACUACACGUUUCGAAUGGCUUUAGCUGCAGCCACGACUGCGAAUUUAUCCGUUCGGAUCAACGGACCUACGUCCAAACCUAUUUUCAUGAUUGGGCUAGUAGGGCGAGAUAACGCGAUCGCGAGACAUGGAAUUCAUGGGUUAUACAGAUUGUAUGAUAUUAAUGUUGGUGGAAACUUGCUUAGGGUUGGUAAUAAUACAAUUUUUCUUACUCAAGACCGAAAAUGGGAUUCGUUUACAGGUGUUAUGUAUGAUUAUCUUCGUUUAGAAAGUCCUCCGGGAACUUAA
Molecule: messenger RNA, 1986 nt
Organism: Eruca vesicaria subsp. sativa (arugula)
Lineage: Eukaryota; Viridiplantae; Streptophyta; Magnoliopsida; Brassicales; Brassicaceae
Source: the annotation of a GenBank genome assembly